Arachis duranensis is the source of this 1163-nucleotide messenger RNA. RefSeq names its product protein E6. Bases 51 to 860 code for a protein of 269 amino acids. The record is from RefSeq and is a predicted model, not a curated record. Lineage: Eukaryota; Viridiplantae; Streptophyta; Magnoliopsida; Fabales; Fabaceae. The transcript has a single exon.
AGGCAAAAGCAUAGUUGCUCAUCAAACCAUUCUCUUGCCACUCACUACCUAUGGCUCCAUUCUCAAACUUCAUUUCCUGCAUUUUCUUAACAACCCUUUUGCUGUCUCUUGAAAUAAUCAAUGCUAGAGAGAGCCAAUUCUUCAGCAAAGUCACCUCUGUCAAAGAAACUGAACAACUUCCAAACAAAGAGUUUCCUUUGAUCAACAACAACAACAAUAAUCCCCAGCAAGAACAACCAUCUUUUGUUCCUGAGACUACUGAGAACAGCUAUGGCCUUUAUGGCCAUGAAACUUUUGAGCAUCACCCUUCCACCACCACCACAAAUUACAAGCCAUACAACACUGAGUUUGAGGACACAAGCAAGUACUACAACAACUAUGACAACCACCAUGAAUUCUCCAACAACAAUGACCAAAAUGAAGAAUUCAUGAACAACAACAAUAACUACUACAACAAAGAUUCUUAUGGCAAUUACCAGAAUGAGUUGAGUGACACAAAGUACACAGAAGAAGGAUACAACUCCAUGGACAACCAUAACAACUACAACAACAAUGCUGGAAGCAAUGGCAACAACAACAACAGGUACAAUCCUGAGAGGCAAGGCAUGAGUGAUACAAGGUUUUUGGAGGGUGGAAAAUACUAUUAUGACCUUGAAUCUGAGAAGUACAACACCAAUAACCAUGGUGAAGCAUACAGAGGAGUAGUGAACAACCACAACAACAACAACAACAAUGACAACUUCAACAAUUACAAUAGUUACAACAACCAAGGAGGCAAUGCCUACCAUGGAAACUACAACUCAAACCAGAACAACAACCAGGAGUUCUUUGAAGAUGAGAUAGAUGACACUCAGCCAUGAAAGUGAACAAUUCACUUUAACUACUGCUGUGUUUUGCUGUCAUGUGUUCUCAAUUGUGCUUUCUCAAAAAAACAAAUACAAAAGUUGAAAGAAAUAGCUUAUUAAUUAACUUAUGGAGAGCUUUUACUCCUUUUUUAUUUUAUUUUAUUUUUGUACUUAAUAUCUUGUGUUCUGGAAUCCCAUUGUCUCUGAAUUGAGCAUCAAGUAAGUAUUAUGCAGGCACAUGUGUAAUUUAAUUUUUGCUUAUAUACCCGCUAAUAAGUUGUAUGAUGUCAAGUAAUUAAGCUUGUUUGUUUGUUUGUU